Lates calcarifer (barramundi perch) is the source of this 1928-nucleotide messenger RNA. Its product is annotated as E3 ubiquitin-protein ligase TRIM39-like. The record is from RefSeq and is a predicted model, not a curated record. NCBI's taxonomy places the organism in Eukaryota, Metazoa, Chordata, Actinopteri, Centropomidae. The annotation marks the transcript as partial. Gene Ontology annotation, molecular function: zinc ion binding; protein binding. The transcript has a single exon.
AAUCGACUCUGCUGUCCGGUCUGUCAGGAGGUCUUUAGAGAUCCUGUUGUUCUGUCAUGUAGCCACAGCUUCUGUAAAGACUGUCUGAAGAGAUGGUGGAGAGAGAAACCAACACCAGACUGUCCAGUUUGUAAGAGAAGAUCUUCAAAGGUAGAUCCACCCUGUAACCUGGUGUUAAAGAAGCUGUGUGAGUCCUUCUUACAGGAGAGAGAUCAGAGAUCUUCAGAGGCUCUCUGCAGUCUGCACUCUGAGAAACUCAAACUCUUCUGUCUGGACCAUCAGCAGCCAGUGUGUGUCGUCUGUCUACAUUCAGUAACACACAAAAACCACAGCUUCAGUCCCAUCGAUGAAGCUGCACAACAACACAAGAAGGAACUUCAGGAAACUCUGGAGUCCUUAAAGGAGAAGUUAGAGAGUUUAGAAAAAGUUAAAGUGAAGUUUGAUCAAACAGCAGAUCACAUUAAGGUCCAGGCCCGACACACAGAGAGGCAGAUUAAGGAGCAGUUUAAGAAGCUUCACCAGUUUCUAGAAGAGGAAGAGGAGGCCAGGAUGGCUGCACUGAGGGAGGAAGAGGAGCAGAAGAGUCAGAUGAUGAAGGAGAAGAUGGAGGCUCUGAGCAGAGAGAUAGCAGCUCUUUCACACACAGUCAGAGCCACAGAGGACGAGCUGAGAGCUGAAGACGUCUCAUUCCUCAACAACUACAAGGCUGCAGUGGAAAGAGUCCAGCAGCGCCCCCUGCUGGAGGAUCACCAGCUGCUCUCAGGAGCUCUGAUAGACCAGGCCAAACACCUGGGCAACCUGACCUUCAACAUCUGGAACAAGAUGAAGGACAUGGUCUCCUACAGUCCUGUGGUUCUGGACCCAAACACUGCUCAUCCAGAACUGAUCCUGUCUGAAGAUCUGACCAGUGUGAGUGAAGGAGAGAAACAGCAGCUUCCUGACAAUCCAGAGAGAUUUGAUUAUUACCACAUUGUCCUGGGCUCUGAGGGUUUUAACUCAGGGACUCACAGCUGGGAUGUCGAGGUUGGAGACAAUACAGUCUGGGAAGUGGGUGUGAUAGCAGAGUCUGUCCAGAGGAAGGGAGUCAUUCAGUCUGGAUUAUGGGGAAUAAGGUUCUAUGGAGGUAAAUACUCAGCAGUGUCACCAUCUGCUUCCGACACUGAUCUCUCAGUUCAGAAGAAGUUCCAGAGGAUCAGAGUGAAUCUGGACUGGAACAGAGGAAAGUUGUCGUUCUCUGAUCCUGAUACUAACACACACAUACACACCUUCACACACACUUUCACUGAGAAGAUGUUUCCAUACAUUGACACAUGGGAUAAACUCCCAGUAAAGAUGUUACCAGUGAAGGUCUCUGUAACAGUGGAACAGAUCAGUCAGAGAUAAAGAGGAUGCUCAGAUUCAUAAUGUUGUUUAUUUCUUUAAGGGAAAAAUCUGUGAAUUUUAAUAUGUUAAACUGUACCUGUCCUUCUGCUGUUUCAUUAUUUAUUGUCUUUAGUUCUCACUGUUUUUAACUCCAUUUUGAUGUAAUUUAGCAAUUUACUUUUUCUUUCUGUUUUUCUUUUUCAUUUGUUUAAGAUGGUUUUACUCAUAUUCUGAUCUUCAUAUUCGAUUUUCUAAUUAUUUUUCAAUAUUUUGACCCAGUUAGGAGUCAUGAAAACCAGCAAAUUGAUGGUGAUACGAAUAAAAGAAACCAUUUAUCGGUAACUGAGUGUUUGAUUAGCUAAUUAACGCUGAGAUUCAAAAAAAUAUUAAUAUGAAAUUCUAGUUCUUACUUUAAUGGCAGACAAUUAAAUGAAUUUUGACCUGUUUACUAUAUACAGCAAUGACCGAGCAUUACUUACAAAGUCAGGGAGCACAUCAUUAGGUAACUACAUUUAGUUAUGUGGUUACAGGCUACAGUGGGAAAAUCACCAUUUAAGACUGUUGGU